AUGAUAAAAAUUUUGAAAUUAAUAUAAAGAAAAUGAAAGAAUUUGCAAAAUAUAAUAGCAAAAGAAAGUAUAAAGUUACUGAUUUAAUUGAGAUUAUGAUGAAUCUAACAAAGUUUGAAGGUGUUAAAAAUGAAAUG
Racocetra persica is the source of this 137-nucleotide messenger RNA. The record is from the annotation of a GenBank genome assembly. NCBI's taxonomy places the organism in Eukaryota, Fungi, Glomeromycota, Glomeromycetes, Diversisporales, Gigasporaceae.